Didymosphaeria variabile is the source of this 1821-nucleotide messenger RNA. RefSeq lists its product as uncharacterized. The transcript is spliced from 2 exons. Bases 1 to 1821 code for a protein of 606 amino acids. Lineage: Eukaryota; Fungi; Ascomycota; Dothideomycetes; Pleosporales; Didymosphaeriaceae. The record is from RefSeq and is a predicted model, not a curated record.
AUGGCGGACUUUUUGGUACCUUCUACAGCGAGCCCCGAGACUGAUGCUCAGCAUCGCCGACGGGGACCCAUCCAUGCACAGCGCCAUGUCCGCGUCGUGUGCAUUGGCGCCGGUGCAUCGGGCCUUCUCAUGGCGUACAAGCUGCAGCGACAUUUCUCAAACUACUCGCUCACCGUGUAUGAGAAAAACGCAGAGGUCUCGGGGACCUGGUUCGAGAACAGAUAUCCUGGCUGCGCAUGUGAUGUACCUUCGCAUAACUACACAUGGUCGUUCGAGCCGAAAUUGGAUUGGAGUGCGGUGUAUGCUAGUUCCAAGGAGAUAUUCGCCUACUUCAAUGAUUUCGCGAGAAAGUACGGACUGCACAAAUAUGUCAAGACAAGACGCCAAGUUGUUGGAGCGACUUGGAAUAAGCAGAAGGGCGGCUACGAUGUGCAGAUUAAGGACCUGGAAAGCGGACAGGUCAUUGAUGACCAUUGCGACAUUCUGGUGAACGCUUCCGGUAUCUUGAACAACUGGGCAUGGCCUGCCAUACCUGGCAUCGACAAGUACAAGGGCGUGCUCUUGCACACUGCGAAUUGGGACGAGAAAAUCGACCUCCGAGGGCGUCACGUCGGCCUCAUUGGAAACGGGUACUUCGUCAUCAUCUCCACACAGGUCAGAUCAUCACUAACAUACCCCAGCUCCUCCGGCAUCCAAGUCCUACCGACAAUCCAACCCCACGUCAAUAAGGUGACAACCUUCAUCCGCGAGCCGACAUGGGUGUCCCCCGUCCAAGGGCUGGAACAACACGUCUUCAGCGCGCAAGAACGCACCGAAUUCGCCACCAAGCCCGGCGUCCUCAACACCUACCGCAAAGACGUCGAGCGCGGCCUCAACGGCCAAUUCGGCAUCUUCCUCAAGAACACCACUACCAACAACGACACAGAAACCUACUUCCGCCAACAGAUGAGCGACAAGCUCAAGAACCCUUAUCUGGAAGAAAGAUUGAUUCCAAACUGGCACGUCGGGUGUAGGAGGUUGACGCCCGGCGUGGGGUACCUCGAGGCCCUUGGGAAAGAGAAUGUCGAGGUUGUCUACGGCGAGAUCAACGAAAUCACCGAGCGCGGGUGUCGCUGCGAUAACGGGGAGGAAUACCCCGUCGACGUGUUGAUCUGCGCGACAGGCUUCAACACCUCGUUCAAGCCUCGCUUCCCCGUCAUCAACGCGUCGGGUGCAAACCUACAGGACGCCUGGGCGCAAGAAGCAACGUCCUACUUUGGCAUCGCAGCCGCAGAGUUCCCCAACUACCUCAUUUUCCUGGGCCCGAACUGCCCCAUUGGCAACGGGCCUGUCUUGUCAGCGAUAGAGUGCCAGGCGGACUACAUGUGCAAGCUGAUCGACCGCUUCCAAACGCACAACAUCUCCACUUUUGCCCCCAAAGCCGAAGCCGUAGCAGAUUUCAUCGCCUUCAAAGACGACUUCAUGAAGAAGACGGUGUGGCAAGACCCGUGCCGGUCGUGGUAUAAGGGCCGUCCCGACGGGCCCAUCACUGCACUCUGGCCCGGAUCCACCCUCCAUUACAUAGAAGCCAUGAUGGAAGUCCGCCACGACGACUGGGACGUCAAGUACAGCGGCAAUCGCUUCGCCUGGAUGGGCAACGGGUACUCACAGACGGAGCUGGAUCCCACGGCCGACUGGGCGUUCUACAUCCGCGACCAGGACGACGACGAGCCGCUGAGUAGAGGGAGGAAGCUGCAGCUUAUCAAUAAGAGUGGGACAGUGCAGGUAGCUCAUGCUGUUAGCUUUACGGGUAGGGACACGAAUGCACCGCCGAAAUUGUGA